AGCAAGGUGCACGUUGUCUCCUAGACAGGAGCGCGGAGUAAAAUUUCUCUAGAAUUUUGACUUGACUUCAAGAGAUUCGCCUCUGAAACUCACUCAGUCACCGGGAGCCGGUUUGUUCAGCGAGUCCCGGGAAGACAUCUCUGAAGUCUAAAGCUGUGACCUAACCCACAAAGUGCAUUUUUUUUUUUUUUACUUUUUGCUUUGAGUGAUUUUAGAUAUUUAUUUUUUACAUUGUGUUUUUCAGUUUUGACAUGUGACAUAUUUUUUUGUUGGAUAUGACGCCGCAUGAUGUGACCGUUUGUUCGCACUCAGUCGCUGAACUGAAGGGGGAUGUUCAAGUGAGAACCGCCGCCGAGGACGAUUUAUAAAAAAAGAAGAAAUGUACAUAGGAGAACCUGGAAACAUUGGAUCUGUAGCGAAUAUUUCCGCCUCUUACGCCUAAUUUUGGCAUUUUUUAUUAUUUUAUGUCAGACUGAGAGGAGAGUUUUGUCUCCAUUGGUGAAAGUCCAGGGGGGUAACGGCCAGCGGACCGAGAAGUCAAAAUAGAGCAGAGCAGUCAUACUAUUUUGCUUUACGUAUUUAGAUUUUUUUUUUUUGGAUUAAUGAUUAUAAAAACUUUUUAUAAUUUUUUGCCGUCCUGGGACUGACGCAACUUGACGCGCAGCAUAGGAAGAAACACAGACGCUCCUCUGGUUUAGGAGACACCACAACUAACCCGCUGCUUUGGUUCCAUUUGUUCCUUUCUUCGCAUUUUGUCUGUGCGUUUUUUGAUAUUUGAACAGCUCCUUUUAACUUCCUUAUAAAAUUGCGGCGUUUACCUUUAAACUUGUUUUUUUUUAACAAGGAAAAAAACGUUUUGUUUUUGAAGGAAAGCAUUUUUAUUCAUUGGAGGUCCCAUCUGUCAGUAAAACCCGCAAAGUGGAAGACCGAAGCGGGUGUUAUUUUUAAGACCCUCUCAGAGCCCCCUCUCUGUACCGAUGGAGAUUCAUUGUAAGCACGACCCGUUCGCGGCGAUGCACAGACAUGGUGGGGUGAACCAGCUCGGAGGUGUGUUUGUAAAUGGCAGACCCCUCCCAGACGUGGUCCGACAGCGAAUAGUGGAGCUUGCCCAUCAAGGGGUUCGACCCUGUGACAUCUCAAGGCAGUUGCGUGUCAGCCAUGGAUGCGUCAGCAAGAUACUGGGCAGGUACUAUGAAACGGGCAGCAUCCGUCCCGGGGUAAUCGGGGGAUCCAAACCAAAGGUUGCUACACCCAAAGUGGUCGACAAGAUUGCCGAUUACAAACGCCAAAAUCCAACCAUGUUUGCCUGGGAGAUCCGGGACAGGCUCCUGGCCGAGAGAGUUUGCGACAACGACAGUGUCCCCAGCGUCAGCUCCAUCAACAGGAUCAUAAGGACCAAGGUUCAGCAGCAGCCUGGUCAAACGGGUUCGGUGUCGGCUCACAGCUUAGCGACGUCCGUGGCUGCCACGCAGGUUUCAGGGGUCACCAGCGACUCUGCUGGCUCGUCGUACUCAAUCAGCGGUAUCCUAGGAAUCAGCUCUGCUGCCGACGUAGGCAAGAGGAAGAGGGAUGAAGUCUUACAGGAGUCACCGCUGGCUAACGGGCAUGGCCAGAGUGGUCGGGACUUCCUCAGGAAGCAGAUGAGAGGGGAGCUGUUCUCGCCGCAGCAAAUCGAGGUAUUGGAUCGCCUCUUUGACAGACAGCCCUCCUGUCCAAUCCAAACCACCCACGAGCUCUAUGUGAGCCCUGAUUCUGGCAAGACAUCAGACUACUCGGCUAUGGCCUCUCUAGCAGGCGGGCUGGACGAGAUGAAGAACAGUUUGGCCAAUCCGGGCACAGGGACGGAGUUAGGAACCAAUGUGUCCGGCCCACAGUCUUACCCCCUAGUUCCAGGUCGAGACCUAGCCAGCACAACUCUGCCAGGCUACCCUCCUCAUGUCCCCCCAACAGGACAGGGCAGCUACUCUACUCCCUCUCUCACUGGCAUGGUACCUGGGGGAGAUUUUUCCGGGAGUCCAUAUUCCCACCCACAGUAUUCCACGUACAAUGAAUCAUGGAGAUUUCCAAACCCUAGCCUAUUAGUGUUUCAGCAGGAUUAUGGGUCUCUCCUGGGGACGGAGAUUGGCUGCUCAUCCAGUCUCUUCACCAGUCAGGCAGGACAGAUGCAAGGUACACCGUAUUACUACAGUGCAACGUCACGGGGGGCAGGCCCUGCUGCCACUGCAACAGCCUCUGCCUACGAUCGCCAUUGACCCCUCCAGAGAGAAGAGAAGGAUGAAGAGCAGGAAGACAAGGGAGGAAUAGAUGGAUAGCACCAGCACCGUUCAGUAAAAACCUGCUUGUUUGAGCAAGGACUGAAGCAAGAAGUUUUACAGAUCUUUUGACGUCAGUGAAGUUUGAUUUUUAUUUGAUUCCAAACACACACCUUGGCUUCGAAACAAUACUAUCUGGUUGUACAUUAUUGUACAAAUGCAGAAACCAUUUAAAUUAAAGUAACAUUUUUAGAAAUUCGGACGCUCCUACAGUAUGUACAUUCUUAUCUUUUUUAAUUCAUAAAACCCAAGAAGUCGAGCUAAUUGUUUUGCUUAGAGACUGCUAUAUAUUUAAACUAAUCAGAGCAAAAUCCCUUCUUAGACAGUACUUUUUAUGACUUGACAUCAACCAGUUUUCUAUGCCAUGCUGCAGUGGAGUGAAGACAAUCCAAUCCUCUUAAAUCUGAAUGACCAAAAUCCCCCAUGACAUCAUUUCAUUUUCUGUGGCUUAUAUACUAUUUUGUGUUGGUCUAUCACAUAAAACCCCCAAGAAAAUACAUUGAAAUGUUUGGUUGUAAUGUGAAAAACUGAAAAUGUUCAUGGGGUAUUAAUAGUUUGCAAGGCACUGUAAAGGCCAAGGAGACUGACAUUUGUGUCCCAAAAAGAAGACACAAUGUUGACCUCUAAGUAUUUAUUUCAGUUGGUAUUUUUUAGCUUUGUGGCUGUAAGAUUUAGUGACAAACUUGUCACAUUUGCUGCCCGAUUAGCUCAUUAUCGCCUAUUAUCACUGUUUAGUGGUGGGGUUUAAUGAACACUCAGAUUUCAUGACUAGACAUCAGUACGAUUACCUAAUAAUAAAAACUGCAUCCUCACAACAUGGAUAUUAUUAAGAGAACUGGCUGAUCGAUGCCAAAGAUGGCAACCACUCACUUGAUAGGAAAUUGUUUGACUGGCAAGCCAAAAGCAUUUCUUAGCCUUCCCACAGCCCAUGCACAACAGCAUUUUCUGACACCGGACAUGCACACAGGUAAGAAUCAAAAUAAAACUUACUUGUGAAUGCACUGCGGAGAUCUUAAUAGAUUUAGAACUAAAUGUUUUAAUAACCUCAGACUUUGUUUUCCAUUAAUAAUUUUCAAGGUUUUAACUAAUGACCUAAAGGAGUUACGUUGGGAGAUUUUUAGUUGCAAUAUUUCAGAUAAUCAGGUGAAAAAGUGACAAGUCUGAGUGUUCAGUUUCAGGCCAUCUUAAUUCCUCCAUGCCGUCAGAUCCAUGCUUACAUUUAAGUAGCGCAAAUGCUAUCAGAAAAUAUACAGUGCCAUUCACAGAUUUACUCUGGUUUUGCUGUAUUGUCACACUUAAAUGUGUUAGAUCAUGAAACAAAUUUAAAUCUCAGACAAAGAUAACCUAAGUAAAUUCAGGAUGCAGUUUAUGAAUGACAGACUAAUUUAUUAAGGGAAAAAGGCUAUCAAAAGCAACCCGGAAAUAUAAUUGCUCCCCUUGUUAAAUCAUAAAUUUAUUGUGGUUUACCAAAUUGUUUUUGGUUCAAUUUAAUUAUCCAAACCCAGGCCUGAUUAAUGCCAGACCUGUAAAAUCAAGAAAUCACUUAAGAGGAACUUAUCUGACAACAUGAAGCAGGCAACACGCCUCAACGUAAAAAAUAUUAACAGAUAAGAAACAAAGUUAUCAGUCUGAAAACGGCUGCAAAAUGAUUUCUAAGGAUUUUGGACUCUAGAGAACCCCAGUAGAAGCCAUUAUGCACAAAUGUAGAAAACAUCCAACACUUCUAAACCUUCGCAGUAGUGGACGGCCUUCUAGAAUUAUUCCCAAGUGCAUCAAUAACUAAUCUACAAGGUCACGAAAGAAACCAGAACAAUAUCUGCAGACCUAGCUUGCCUCAGUGCCAGUGGCAAAUCCCACUGCCGGCCAAAAAGAACCCAAACGUCUGUCAAACAUUUUGAUUUUUCCUGGGAAUAUCCUCGAAAAACAUUCUCCGAACUGGCUUAACCAAAAGUGAAACUUAUUGGAGUGGAAGUUGCGUAAGACUAACAGCGUUUCAGAAAAAAGAGCAUCAUACUGACAGUCAAACAUGGUCUGGGGCUGUUUGGCUUCGGGAGAGGCCUAGUCAAAGUCUGUACUUAAAUCUGAUUGAGAUGCAAUGCUCAAGUUCUCUUUGACUUAUAUUAAAAAUGGUUGAUGAUCUGAAACAUUUAAGUAUGACAAAUUAGCAGAUUAAGAAGAAGUCUGUAAAGUUACAAAUAAUCUUUCAUGGUGCUCUACAUGCCUUUCUAGUAAAGCACAACCUAAAAUCUGAGCCCUCCACUCUAUGAACUGUUCAUACAAACCAAAAUCUUUUCCACCUAUUGUUGUCACUGUACAGUAAGGUGCUAUCCUACCUCUCCAGCAAAGAUUUUGUACUCCUGAUCAAUAGCUAUUUAUCAUGGAGGAGACACAGAGUAAUAUAUUCAGAGGUUUUUCUGCACUGCAAUCCUGGAUGAGAGGAAACACCUGUAAGGAUUUAUGAUACUGUCAUGUGCUAGAAUAGUGAUAAUAUGAUGUGGAUGACGAUUCAGUGAAUAAUAAAAUCUGGAAAACAUUUAGGAUAAGAAGAAGUCUUUGUUUAUAAAUGUGCUCAGAUUGAGAUGUAACUGUUUAUGGUUUGUUGCCUGGUACCAGUCGACAGAGGUGCAUCCCCUGAAUGUUCAGACCAAGAACCAGGAACCAGUAGCACCCUUGUUUUCUCUUUCUUUGCUUUUUCCUGUGCUGUUGAUUAUUCCCCAAAGAUGGCUACCCCUAGUGGAUUGGGUGACAGAAGCACAAAGAGACUCGAAUCACUGUUUUUAACAAGUUUUUCUCCUGUGUGACUGCGUAUGGUUUUUGAGAUAUUUAAACAAUUCCUUUAAAACAUUGCUUUUAUUAAAAAGGCACGUCAAAGUUUCCUCCUUUUCUUUCAGGCUGACUUUGUAUUCUUCGCUACAUCAGUUCUGCGUUGCGACAAUUCUUGACACCAGGGUUGAGGCCUUACUCCUCAUGUUUAGAAUGGGGUAGACUUGCCCUCUGGUGUUGAUCUGAAAUCAGUGUGUUGUCCCUCACACACGUCAGACGGUCCAGUGUUGAUUUGGUGAGAGGGCAACAUUUUUCUUGUACACAAGAUUUAAAGAAAUCAGUAAAAGAUAAAAAAAGAGAAGUCAAUCAGAAGAUUUUAUUUAUUCACAUUUAAGUUUCAGAGUACAAACUUUUGUAUGAUAAAAAUAGAGAGUUUUAAGACACAUGCUGUGGUUUCAGCCAUUAUCUGUUUACACAUCUUCGGUUUCGUUUUUUAUCGUGGUUAGCUAACCAUAUUGCAUCGUUGCUUCUGUGUCGUUUUAGGAAGCACCAAAUCUGCAGUGGAAAAAUAAAUAUAGGUUUAUAAACCUACUAUUACCAUGAUCAUUUAAAAAAUUGUAGUUUUUCUGUUGUCUUUGGACUUUUUAUUUAAAAUAGUUGAUAUAGAGUUGAUCAUUUUGCAUCUGUAGACUUUAAAAGUUGUACAUCUACAUCUGAUCUACUGGUGUGCACCUCAGCUAUAGGUUUUCCCUUUUUCUGUCUUUUUCUCUGUUAUUCUAACGCACUAUUGAACCUGAACCGCACCAGCUGAAAACAAGGACAGUGCCUUUAGUUUUAUAUGUUGACAUCCCCCUAAGUGAUCGCAAGUUGCUAAAACCGGACAUCUGUACUUGUAAAUUCAUACAAAUCUCAUUACAAACAGUAACUAGUGACAUAAAGCUCCAACCUCAACACCUACAACUGAUCUACCACUGUCAGAGAACUAGAUGAAUGAGAUGAAUGUGAUUUUUCAGUCACAGACUUGCUAAACCUCAGUCUCUCUUCUUAACCUUAAAAAUACAUGGAAACCGAUUAUCAUUUAAUCUUCAGUAUUUUAACUGAUUUCAUUUCAUUUAUGAUUUAAGGUUUAGUUUUGGUUCCUUUGUCUGUUUCUAGCAAGCUGCAGAGAUGUGCACCUUUGAGCACAAGAGGUAGCUCUUGUAACGUAGAGAAGAGAGUCAAUGAAUCAUGAAUCAUGAAUCAAUGAAUCAUCUCCACUCUACUUAAUGUCAUUCUCUGCUCUAAAACAUUCAGAGGUUGUCAAGAUGGCACAUAAUGAUCAAGUUUGAUCUCUUUCAAAUCGGCAUGGUAGCAAAAGUAACUUCAAAGAGUAACAAGUGCAGUGAAAAGAUUGCUCCCGUCCUGGCUUCACCUCCGAACAGCUUUUAGUUAACCUCAGGGACGAGCUGAUGGCUCAGUUCAGAGCUUAACUUCAUCAAAUGGUGGCAAAAUGAGACUAAAUUCAUUUAGCAGUGAAGGACCAUUAACAACAUUCUAUUUCCUAAACCAUCUUAUUUGAAGGCCAGAGCCAUUGGAACAACCUGCCUACUUGUACCUGCCGAAUACCUGAAAAUAAAAGGUUGGCUUCAUAUUGAGACCUUUCAAUGCUUUUGUAGCCAUAUCAAGGAGUUGGUUAUCAGAAAGGUAAAGGUUUACAACCUUAGCAUAAAAAUCCAAUAUCGUGUCUGUAAGUGUACAACAAGGUUAUAACUGCUGCAACAAAUUUUAUUUGCACUUUGUUAGUUGGUAUUUAAUAAAGUCCAUUACAAGUUACUCUACAGCAUCUACUUGAGAGCAUGUUCCUUCACAGUUUGAAUGCAUUAAAUGCUGAAACAUACCUUGAUAUCUACUUUCAUUGCUAUCAGUAAUUAGCCUGCUCAUUUACCACAACAGUUCAUUUGGUUGUGACAUUAUUCUCAGAUUCAAGUUCUGGGUUUAGAGGCAAUCAGUUGGUGUCCUGAAUGCACCAAAGCUUUCAAGGUAUUGGGCUUACAGUUUCCCUCCAGAUGAGUAGGUAGUGAUUAUGUUAGGAAGUGUAAGUGGUUUCUCACUUUUAGUCUUCUUCAUCCGCUGAGUCUCCUGGGCUACCAUUUGACUGAGAGUUUUAUUAUCAUGCAUAUGCAGUGAGCGCACCGUGCUGGGCUGCACACAGUUGACUGGUCCAGUUAAAGAAAUUUCUAUCACAUACGUCUAACAAUCAAAGAGAUGGUCGAGCAAAUGGUGGACCAUGACUUGCGCAUCACACUUCAGAGCCGAAUUGUCAGAAAAGCUUUAAAGAAGUCCACCUUUCAUAGUCUUAUAUGGAUAUUAUAUAUGACCAGUUAGCUUGAUCAGCCCCAGCCUGACUAAACAGUCCGUAACACAAAAAGUUUAUCUUUUAGUGAUGAGUUAAUGCACAUUAGUAAGCAUUAUCAGGUUGUGGUAACAACAACAAUCUUUAGUGGGAACGCUUUGACUGAGUGAAGAAGUCAAGGUUAGCAAGUAGGGUGUUUAAAAGUAGGUCAGAGGAAGCACACAGAUGUAAACAGUUAGACAUUGCAUGUCUUCAAGAGAACAAGAGAGGCCAAGAUUUUCAGAAGAUACCAGGAAGGCUGAACAUGUUACAGCCAACUUGCUCUGCUUUGUCCAUAUAAGCUUUCAGCAAACAUGUUGGAUCUGGAAAUGUUGGUAGCCUUUUGGAAAUAUCUGAGUUAAAGAAAGCAGUCACAUUCUCUAGCCCAGAAAUAGCCCUGAUACUGAUGUUUUAUUGAUGCUAAUUGGUAUAGUAAUCACUAAUAUAUCAUUUGCCUUUAAAACUAAAUCUGUAAAACUGUGUGACCCUGACUCUGCUCCUUAAAUAAAUAAAGACCGCUCACAGCAGGAACAUUAGAAAAACAAUUUAAAUGCUGUUCCUAUAUUUUCAGAUAUAUCAUUGCUUAAAAAGAAGCUUACAUCAGCAGAAAUUGGUAUUAGCAAGUCAUGGUUUCACAAAAACCGGCAAUCUGAAAUUGGUUACAAAACUCUGAAUGAUGCAUCUAUAAUUAAUUUUAUUUGAAUGUCGAUGCCCUUCAUUGGACUCCUAACAAAACACACACUGGGCUGUAGUGGACAAAAGCCAAAUUAACUUAAGACAAUUAGUUAAGGUUUAACUGCAAAGUAGCAAGUCAGCAUCAAAUUAGAGCUUCUUAGCUUCACAUUACCAAAUUCUGUCUUCUUAGAAAAAACAAUUAAAUGAACAAAACCUUAUAUAUUCACCCCAGACUAUGUUUGAAUGGACAUAUUUAUGUAAUGUGUGUAAAUUAAGGAUAGAUCAUCCCAAAUACUGUAUAAUAUUGUUUAGCAGGAGAACAAAUACUAACACUCUACAGGAACACAGAAUUUAAACUUGAUAAGAGCUAUUAAACAGCAUGUUUGUAACCAUUUCCUUAAGGACAGGUUUUGGCAGGGAUCUGCGAUUGAAACGUUGACAUUCCUGAAACCAUCCUGAAUGAUCGUGAUAAAUAAACUAGAUGACCAAAUGUCAAAAUGGACAAAAUGGACACCACACAGGCAAAACAAAUCAACCCCUUCUUUGCAGACACAAAUCUAACCCAGACAACACAUACACACAUCUAACUGGUCAUCUAAAAUAAUUCUCCUUGAGGAGGUAAAUCCGGUCAGGCUUCUUCUAUCCUCGUUCAUGGAGCAGGAGCCUCAAACAGGCUAAACUUAGUACCGGUUAUGCAGCCAAGAAUCUGCUGGCAAUGCAUUAACAAGAUUAUUUGUUAACUAUGCAUCAUAGUGAAACAGCCUCCUUUGCCGCUGCUUUGACCCAACUGGUUCACAUGGGGAGAGAAAGGGUUGUCUCUAGCCAGCAGUGGUUUCGAUUUGCAGCUGUGACAUUGACUGGGAGACUUGUCAUUGCGGGUGGUAGAGACUGUAAAAAGCAUGCUGGGCAGAGGCCCCACACAUACACACACACACACACACACACACACACACACACACACACACACAUUCAUAUAGAAAUAUUAGUACAGACACACACUUGCUCCCUCCCUUUGUCCUCUGCAAAGUGGUGAUCGCCCCUCCUCUCAUGCCCCUGUGUUCCUUCCCUAGGGGAGCCCAAACCUGCUGUGCCAUCAGAAGUUCGUCCCGUCCCCCUCCUCUUUCUCCGGCCCUAAUCUUAUCACAUCUCAUGCACUCAUCUUCCUCACCUCACUUCUCAGUUGUCCUCCUGUAAGACUGCCACACCACUAGGAUUAGGAAUAUUAGAACUGUUCUGUGACCUUUCUUAAACUGUUUUUCUUGUUCCAGUAGACAGCUCAGUUAAUAAUCUGUUAUUCUGUCUUCUUUCUCUGACUGUUCACACAAAUUUCUUAAUCCCGGUAUCCUGGACCGGGACAAAGAGAUGUUUUUAGCCAAAGUGAAGUCAGAUCAAGUUGAACAUUUCAGCAACCAUAAAAAAUAGAUAAAGAACAUCAGAUCUCAUAAUUUGGUUUUCUUCUUGCAGUGCUGUAAAACAUUUGUCCUCUUACAGAUUACUUCUGUUUCUGCUUUUCUUUACCCACUUGUGUUUCAGAUCAAACAAGUUUUAUUGUCAGAAAAUGAUAGCAUUAGUUAACACAAAAAGUAAUUUUCAGAUAAUGAUUCCUCUUUUUAAUGGAAAAAAAGCAAUCCAAAGCAACCUGGCUCUGCACCCUAAACCUCAGAACUGAUUUCACCAUCCCUUUAAGGAUUUGCAAUACCUGGCACUGGGUCUUUUACAUCGCUGUGGAGGAAUUGUUGCCCACUCCUCUUUGCAGAAUUGUUUUUUUUGGCGGGUUUUCCGCUAUAAAAGCUAUAUUUAUACUCAUGCCACAGCAUCUCAAUUGGAUUUAAGUCCAGAAACUUACUAGUGAAAUUUAUUUGCAUAGAGGUAUGAUGGUUAGCUUGUUGAGAUCUUUCAGCCUACUUCAUGUUGUCUGUUGUGUUCUGUUUAAGCGCCUGAGUGUGGCUAGUAAAAGGAACCAAAAAAGGUGGCUAAAAACUCAAGACAUAACAAAAACUGCUUUUCAUUGUUAUUCUUUGUCUGACAUUAAAAUUUCUUGAAACAUUUAAGUGUGAUGAAAAAGUAAAAACUAUAUAAAUCUAGAAGGGGGUAAAUACUUUUUUUUACAAAUCUGUAUGUGGGUAAAAAAAACAAAACAAUUAAAAGUCAAAUGCAUGUUUUAGAUCAAACAAAAAAUACUUCUCAACCCUUUUACUUCUACAAUUUAACCUUCUCUAAAAUAGAUCAAAUCCAUUAUUUUGAACCCGGCUCCAAGUCAAAUCAGAAGCAGAAUAAAUGCAAAUCAGUUUUUUUUUAUUUAUUAGGAUUUUCCACCAAGUGUGCACUGCUCGACUGUAUCUCAGUAUGACUCCGAAACCAGAAGGGAAUUCAACAUCACAUCUUGACAGCAAUUAGUGGCACAAUCUGUUCCAUGCUUGCGGAUAUAACUAGGCUUCGGACAGAUCACAUGCUGAAGCGUUACAAUGUUCUCUACAUCUUCAUAUUAUUCAACUGUGGAAGAGAACUAAUGCGCACGGAUCAGCCGACAAAAAUCCGACUUUAGCAGCUGUUUCAAUCAAAAAAAGAGAAAUAGAUACAUGAGUUCUCACCUUACUGUGGCCUUUUGUGUAACAAUCUGGAGUUGUUUUAAAAUUAUGUUGAUUCUGUGUGGACGUGAGUGUGUGUGUGUGUGUGUGUGUGCGUGUGUGUGUGUGUGUGUGUGUGUGUGUGUGUGUGUGUGUGUGUGUGUGUUUGUGUCCAUGGCUUCCUAUCUAGGCUGUUUAGGAGAUAUUUCUAUUUGUGUUUUGGUAACAAAAUGAAAAAAAAAUGAACAAACAAGACAGAGGAAGACGGAAAUACAUUGUGAUGCAAAGACAGAAGGAAUAAAUUUGGUUAUAAUAUUUCAACCUGUUCUUUUCUUAAAAAAAAAAACAACUAAAAGAAAACAUAUCUGUCAACACUCACCAAAGCCUGCGAUGCCUGUUUUAAAUAAUCGAUUCUUGUACAAAACAUAUAAAAGGGCAGAAAAGACGUACAGAUCCACAAAAUGAAGUAUUGCCUUUGAUUAUUCUGGAGGGGAUGGUUUGAAAAAAAGUGAAAUGCUUCUUUAAGAAAAUGUGUAUGUUUUUUAUUCAAUUUUCUAGUAGUUGCAAACAAAUCUUGGUGUUUUUUCUCUUUGUGUGUCGUGCGUUGUCUUAAUAUUUGAAUGUAUUUUACUGCAGUGCGAAUUUGCCAAAGAUAUCAUGUCACUUGAUUUCUCUUCAGCAACCCUCCUUUUGUUUUUGCUCCUGACAGGUAAUUGGUUGUAUCCCGAAAGGGAAUAAAUGGUGAAUUUGAUAUAACGCUUAUGUUUUCUGAUUUUAUGGUUAUAUUAUGGUUAUUAAAUUUUAUGGCUUUGAUUUUUACUGUGAAAUUUUGAAUUGCAGUUUGCUUGAAGCAUCUCUUCAUACUCAGUCUGUGUACCUGUCCACCUGUCCACCUGAGUGACUGUUUGUUGGUGAAUUAUUCCAUUUAUGUAUCAGUAAUGUGAAACUGAGAAGUAACUAUUUGUAAAUAUUUGCCAUAAUUUUAUUGGUCCUUCAAAAUAAAAAUAAUUUUUUGGAA
This is a messenger RNA of Girardinichthys multiradiatus, 11706 nucleotides long. It is a transcript of the gene pax5, whose product is annotated as paired box 5. The transcript has 11 exons. Bases 978 to 2252 code for a protein of 424 amino acids. Gene Ontology annotation, molecular function: RNA polymerase II cis-regulatory region sequence-specific DNA binding; DNA-binding transcription factor activity, RNA polymerase II-specific. The record is from RefSeq and is a predicted model, not a curated record. Gene Ontology annotation, biological process: regulation of transcription by RNA polymerase II; anatomical structure development. NCBI's taxonomy places the organism in Eukaryota, Metazoa, Chordata, Actinopteri, Cyprinodontiformes, Goodeidae.